AACAUACACCAUACACUGUACACCUCGGGGUAGAAGGAAAACUUACAUUCGCGGCUCAAAAUUCGAGCCUCAUAAUAAAUGAAUGACGUCGACUAUUCACAAAUUCCAACUCAUCAUGACCAAACCAAACACCUACACGAAUCCCAUUCUCCCAGGCAAUCAUCCCGACCCAUCCAUCAUUCGCUCUGGCAAAAACUACUUCCUCAUCACAUCUUCCUUUGAAUAUUUCCCUGGAAUCCCUAUAUAUCAUAGCACGGAUCUGAUAUCAUGGAAACUCAUCUCGCAUGCGCUAACCCGUCGAUCUCAGCUCGAUAUUCGGACGCCUGAACCGGGAGGUGGGAUAUGGGCUCCUACUAUUAGAGAGCAUGAUGGAUGGUUUUACAUUACUGCUGCGUGCUUUGAUAGGUAUAGGCCACAGGAAGAUCAGAGGAUUUGGCCUCGAGGAUUUUAUGUGAAGUGUAAGGCUGAGGAUGUUUUUGGUGGUGAAUGGAGUGAGCCGGUUUGGUUUGAUGAAGUGGGGUUUGAUCAGGAUGUGAGUGAUUGUUGGUUUGGUGAUUCCAUACCUACGUCUAAGCACAAAACUAUGUAAUAAUUUGGAAGCUUACAAUAAGACCAGCUAUUUUUUGGCGAUGAUGGAAAAGUUUAUCUAUCAACCACCCGUCGCAAGCAUGAGCGUACAACUACAGAAUCUCUCAAGGACUUCGCUAUUCACAUUACCACUAUUGAUCUUUCAACAGGAGCUUCUACAUCUGUACCCCAAGUAAUUCGCUCCUCACCAUCUGGAAUUGCAGAAGGAUCCCAUAUCUUCAAGCGAGGAAAAUUUUACUAUCUCUUCACUGCAGAAGGCGGAACGGAGUCCGGUCAUUGUGAAUGGGUAUCAAGAUCUUCGACUGGUCCCUUAGGGCCAUGGGAAACCAUAGAUGCUCCAUUAUGGAAAAUUGGAGUUGAAGGUGAUGAGGUGGUUAAUACUGGUCAUAUAGAUAUUGUUGAAGAUGAAAAAGGAAAUUGGUGGGCAGUUAUGCUUGCAUGUCGGCCUAUAAAAUUGGAUGAUGGAUUCAAGACUUUUGCAAGCAUGCCAGGCGAUUAUGAUAAAGUACCUGGUGGUUGGAAAUCUUCUAUUUUUGGUAAGUUGAAGAUAACAGUGCCAAGAAGCAUGAUAACUAACGUGAAAUUCAGGGAGAGAAACCUUUCUUGUCCCUGUGACCUGGGAGGAUGACUGGCCCAUUGUCAAUGAUGGCAAAAAGAUUACUCUCCAAGGCGAAGGCCCAGGAUUAUACCAAUUAAAGCAACCUACUAAGUGGCGCGACGACUUUACAAGUCCAGAGUUACAACUUGGCUGGUAUCGAAAGAGUAAGCCUACCACAACAUCAACAGCGAAUUCAGGACGCAAAAAUCAGCUCAUUUACUAAUGAUUUAAUCCUUCGUAUAGACACACCUCAAAAACAAGACUUCCAAAUAACCACCCAUCCCCCAAGUCUCCGUCUACACGGUAAUCCCUACACACUCACCAGCCCAGCCAGUCCAACCCUAUUCCUCCGCAAACAAACAUCCCGCACAGGAGUCUGGUCCACCCGUCUAACCUUCAACCCCACAACCCCCCAAAUGGAAGCCGGCACCGUAGUAUACUGGAACCACCACACCCACGCCAGCAUUUCCAUCCACGGAAACCACUGGGCCAACUCCACCAAAAGAACCAUCCAAUUCCAUCUCCUCAUCAACGGUAAGGAUAAUUGGACUGUCAUCGGAGCAUUACAAAAAGAUGAUGAUGAUGUAAUACUCUAUAUCUGGUGUAGAGACAACGGUUAUAUAUUCGGUUACAGACCCUGCGAAGAAGAGGAUGAAAAAGCUAUUAGAUGGUUAGGAGAAACAACAAUCGAUGAAAUAACAACUGAUCCUCUAAUCGGAGCCCCGUUUACGGGUAUGAUGCUCGGUGUUUAUGCAACUGGAAAUGGGGAUUCAGGGACCACACCCGCGGAUUUUAAGUAUGUGGAAUUCGAUACCGAGAUGGUACCUGAUCCGAUUGUGGAUCAACAGUUUACUUGUUGUGGAUAAUCAUGAUUCAGUGGUUGAGGUUGAGGCUGAGAUUGAGAUGUUUGAGUUUUCUGAUGUUUUAACCUUUAGAAUGAGUGCUGGCUGGAUUUACCUACCUAGGUAGAGAUAAAAUAGAUUAUAAUUGAUGUCUAGCUAGAAAGAUCUAAAUAGAAGAAGAAUAUUUUUUUGUA
This is a messenger RNA of Sclerotinia trifoliorum, 2222 nucleotides long. The record is from the annotation of a GenBank genome assembly. Lineage: Eukaryota; Fungi; Ascomycota; Leotiomycetes; Helotiales; Sclerotiniaceae.